This is a messenger RNA of Penicillium waksmanii, 1527 nucleotides long. Its product is annotated as NAD(P)/FAD-dependent oxidoreductase. The record is from RefSeq and is a predicted model, not a curated record. Gene Ontology annotation, molecular function: flavin adenine dinucleotide binding; sarcosine oxidase activity. NCBI's taxonomy places the organism in Eukaryota, Fungi, Ascomycota, Eurotiomycetes, Eurotiales, Aspergillaceae. The transcript is spliced from 12 exons. Bases 1 to 1527 code for a protein of 508 amino acids.
AUGAGCAGCCCUGAAUCCAAUGUUAUAAUUGUUGGUGGCGGUGUGUUCGGGCUAAGUACAGCCUUGUGGCUCGCUCGAGGUGGCUACAAGAAUGUCACUAUCUUUGAUAGAUGUGACUUUGAAAAGAAUCACUACAACCCAUCCAAUGGCUGCGAUGGUGCCUCUGCAGACAUAAACAAAAUCUUCCGUGCCACAUACGGCAGCAAAAGCCACUCCCAAGAUCUCGCUCUUGAGGCUAGAGACAUUUGGCUCGAGUGGAAUCAAGCCAUAAAAAAUAGCGAUCCUUCUGAACUUCCCGACCCACUCACUCCCGAAGAUGAGCUAUUGACUCUUUGUGGUGUGUUUCAUUUGGCCGAUGGGCCAGAAUUGAUUGAUCUUUAUAAUGAAAAUCUUCGAGUCAUGGGCGAAACUGCUCCUUCGUUCCGCGAUCUGCAAUUUGUCAAGAACAGCGACAGUGAUGAGCGACGCGUCAAUUCGUUAGGACCCAACUGGGCCAAGAAAUACCAUCGCUUUGAUACGUUCAGAGAUGGUCGUACAAACGGAUUUCUUGAUGCAGGGUCCGGUAUUACUCUCGCAGACAAGGUAAUGCCCCGAUUCUUCUUCUAUCUUUCUUGGGUUAAUUUCUAUCAGGCCUGCGUUUAUGCGCGCCAUAUUUGCCUGAAGGCUGGAGUGAAAUUCAUCCUUGGUCGACCUCAAGGCGAUAUCAAAAGUCUGAUCGUUGAUGAGUCUGGUUCCAGCAAGCGAGUUACCGGUAUACAGACUCAGGAUGGCUUGCGCCACAAUGCAGACCUGGUCAUCGUUGCUUGUGGUCCUUGGUCCUCGUCUCUUAUUCCAGAUGCACAUCGCUCUGUCGAAGCAACAAUGGGAACAGUGAUGUUCGUAGAUGUUCCUAGCGAUCGACAGGAUCUUCGAGCAAGAUUUCACCCAGACAACUUCCCAGUCUGGAGGUUCUUAGAAGGAGAAGGAGAUUCUGCUUACGAAGGAGGUGGCUUCCCUAUCACGAAGGAGGGCAGAAUAAAAUUCGGGUUUCGUGCUCGCAAGUUUACCAACUUCCAAGCCCACCCAUCCCAAGAGAGUUUGAAGAUAUCGACCCCUCGGACAAAAUACAGCCCGAAUCCCAUCAACACCGUGCCACUUUAUGGACUGAAACAAAUGAAGCGAGUGAUAGGUGGAUUGUUCCCUGAAUUAACUGAGAUCGGGUUCACGGAUAGUCGUUUGUGCUGGUACACGGAUAGUAUUGACAACGAGUUUGUCAUUGAUUAUGUACCUGGGUAUUCUGACUCGUUAUUUAUUUGCACGGGUGGCUCUGGACAUGGCUUCAAGUUCCUACCGAUUCUCGGCAAGUACGUCAAAAAUCAGCUGGAGAGAAAUCCAGAUCGCUUUACCCCUCUGUGGAAAUGGCGAACUGUUGAGGAGGGCAAAAAAUGCAAUGGGCUUGAAGAAGGGGAGACAGGACCUCGUGACAUGUCAAAGCUGAAAUUAGCCUCGCCUCAUGAUUUCCAUUUUCGCAUUAACAGCCCCCUCUGA